GGCUCUUCCUUAUAGUAAUUCCAACUCUUAAACAUUCUACUUGUUUUUUUUGGUUUUCUCUCUUUGUUAAUUAAGACCAUAAACAUUCUCCUAGUUGACUUCAUGGAUAUUCCUUCCCUCCAGGUUCUAAUAACCCUUGCUCUUUUUGCUUCCUCAGUCAUUCUCUACUAUGCACUGCUCAGAAAAAAGAGCAAGCCGACUCGUAUUACCCCUGGAGUUCAAGCUCCUGAGCCGGAGGGUGCAUGGCCAAUUAUAGGCCACCUCCACCUCCUCGGCGGCGGUGAUCAGCUCCUCUACCGGACCCUCGGCGCUAUGGCCGACAACUACGGCCCCGCGUUCAACAUCCGACUCGGAAGCCGCCGCGCAUUCGUCGUGAACAGCUGGGAUGUGGCCAAGGACUGCUUCACUGCCAACGACAAGGCGCUGGCUUCCCGCCCCACCACCGUCGCCGCCAAGCACAUGGGUUACAACUACGCCGUCUUCGGCUUCGCGCCCUACAGCCCUUUCUGGCGCGAGAUGCGGAAGAUCGCCACCCUCGAGCUCCUCUCCAACCGGCGCCUCGAGAUGCUCAAGCACGUCAGGAUCUCCGAGAUCGACACCGGGAUCCAGGACCUGUACGACAGGGUCCAAAACGGCGCGCAUCCCGUCGUCGUUGAGCUGAGCCGGUGGUUGGACGAGCUGACGCUCAACAUGGUGGUGAGGAUGGUGGCAGGAAAGCGGUAUUUCGGGGCGUUGGCCGAGUGCAACGGGGACGAGGCGCAGCGAUGCCAGAAGGCGAUCUGUGAGUUUUUUCAUUUGAUAGGGAUAUUUGUGGUGUCGGACGCGCUUCCGUUUCUGUGGUGGCUGGAUUUGCAUGGCCAUGAGAGGGCGAUGAAGAGGACGGCCAAGGAGUUGGAUGCUAUUCUUGGAGGGUGGCUGGAGGAGCAUCGUCGGAGGAGGGCUUCUAAAAUGGCUGAUUCAGAUCAGGACUUCAUUGACGUUAUGUUGUCGCUUCAGGAAGGAGGAGAGCUUUCCAAUUUUCAGUAUGAUGCGGAUAUUAGCAUCAAGUCUACAUGUCUGGCGCUUAUACUAGGAGGAAGCGAUACCACAGCAGGCACACUGACAUGGGCGAUAUCACUCCUCCUCAACAACAGCCACGCCUUAAAGAAAGCACAACAAGAGUUGGACAUCGAAGUAGGCACGAAUCGACUAGUUGACGAUUCAGACAUUAAAAACCUCGUCUAUCUUCAAGCCAUUAUCAAAGAAACCCUCCGUCUCUACCCAGCCGGCCCACUUCUCGGGCCCAGGGAAGCCUUAGAAGACUGCACCGUAUCCGGCUAUCAUGUGCCAGCUGGCACCCGCUUAGUGGUCAACGUGUGGAAGAUUCAACGUGACCCGACGGUUUGGUCAAACCCAGAGGCUUUUGAACCGGAGAGGUUUCUGACGACCCAUGCCCACGUGGACGUUAGAGGGCAGCAAUUCGAGCUCAUUCCUUUUGGGUCGGGUCGAAGGUCUUGCCCCGGCGCGUCGUUCGCACUCCAAGUGCUCCAUCUGACGCUGGCGCGUCUGCUUCAAGCCUUCGAGUUCUCCAACCCAUUGGAUGGGCGGCCUGUGGACAUGACCGAGAACCCAGGUUUGACCAUCCCCAAGGCCCACCCACUGGAGGUUCUCCUCAGCCCUCGCCUCCCUCGGGAGCUCUAUGGCGUUUGA
Molecule: messenger RNA, 1689 nt
Organism: Morus notabilis
Lineage: Eukaryota; Viridiplantae; Streptophyta; Magnoliopsida; Rosales; Moraceae
Product: cytochrome P450 82C4
Exons: 2
Coding region: 103-1689 (528 amino acids)
Biological process (GO): defense response to other organism
Molecular function (GO): monooxygenase activity; heme binding; oxidoreductase activity, acting on paired donors, with incorporation or reduction of molecular oxygen
Source: RefSeq, a predicted model, not a curated record